Molecule: messenger RNA, 1681 nt
Organism: Acanthochromis polyacanthus (spiny chromis)
Lineage: Eukaryota; Metazoa; Chordata; Actinopteri; Pomacentridae
Gene: sqstm1
Product: sequestosome 1
Exons: 8
Coding region: 209-1468 (419 amino acids)
Biological process (GO): mitophagy; aggrephagy; endosome organization
Cellular component (GO): aggresome; amphisome
Molecular function (GO): zinc ion binding; K63-linked polyubiquitin modification-dependent protein binding; protein kinase C binding
Source: RefSeq, a predicted model, not a curated record
UGUGACGACGGCGCCGUUUAUCGCGGAAGUAAACAUAAAGAAGCUGAGAGAUUUAAGGCUGCGUCACAAAGUUCUGGAUGAAAGUGUCUGAUAUCUGCCCAGAGUUUGUUCACUGAGAGCGGCCAGCAGAGAGAGCUUCUGCCCGGAAUCUGGUUCAUUUAAAGCGGCCAGCAGCGUUUAUUCCUUACUUGUGUUGUGCAGUUCGGGGAUGUCGGUGACGGUGAAGGCCUACCUGCUGGGGAAGGACGAGUCGGUGAAGGAGAUCCGGAGGUUUGCGGUGGAUCAGGACGUUUCCUGCAGCUUCGAGUAUCUGAGCAAGAAGACAGCCAGCGUGUUCAGCAACCUAAAGAGCUCCAGCUUCAGCCUGUUCUACAGAGAUGAAGAUGGAGACCUGGUGGCGUUUUCCUCUGACGAUGAGCUGAUGAUGGGGCUGGGCUGCAUGAAGGACGCCACGUUCCGCCUCUUCAUCAAAGAGAAAAAGGAGCACCGUCGAGACUUCCCUCUUCAUGCCUUCCCGCCUUUCGCCUUUGGCCCUCCUCCACCUGGAGCUCCUCACCCCCCACCCCCUCACCUGGCCCCGCCCCCCAUCCUUCACCCUAACGUCACCUGUGACGGCUGUGACGGUGCCGUGGUUGGGACGCGCUUCAAAUGUUCGGUGUGUCCGAACUACGACCUGUGCUCCACCUGCCAGGCCCGCGGGACGCACACUGAGCACGCUCUGCUGCCCAUCUGGCACCCGCUGCAGUGGUUUCCUCGAGGGAAGUGGAUGAAGAGGAUGAGGCACUGCAUGUGGAACCAAAACCAGAACCAGAACCAGGCUCAGGACCAAGACCAGGACCCAGAGCUGAACCAGGACCAGGACAAGGACCAAGCGGGACCUUCCAGACCUGCGGCUGAUUGCAGCGCCCCCUCUGCCUCUCAGGCCAACAUGGCGUUCCUGAAGAACAUUGGCGAGGGCGUGGCGGCCAUGUUAAGCCCGCUAGGUAUCGAUGUGGACAUCGACGUGGAGCACGAAGGCCAGAGGACGAAGGUAGCCCCGCCCACUUCAGGUGGGGGUGUGGAAGGUGACGUGGAGAUGAGUGGAGCUAGCAGUGAGGGCGGGGCCAGCAGUGAGGGCGGUGCCAGCCAGGGGUCAAAGGUGAGCAGGGACUCUGAUGAGGAGUGGACUCACCUGAGCUCCAGAGAGGUGGACCCAUCCACAGGGGAGCUGCAGUCUCUGCAGUCCAGCGACCAGGAGCCCGUGUCCGGAGGCCAGCAGGGCCCCACAGGGCUGAGGGAGGCGGCCCUGUACCCUCACCUGCCUCAAGAGGCGGACCCCGGCCUGGUGGAGUCUCUGUCCCAGAUGCUGUCGAUGGGCUUCACCGAUGAGGGCGGUUGGCUGACCCGCCUCCUCCAGGCAAAGAACUUUGACAUCGGAGCUGCUCUAGACGCCAUCCAGUACGCCAAGCAGCCCCGCCCAAAGCCCUGAUGACAUCAUCACCACCUCACUGCUGACAUCAUAGUAUACUUUAAACAACAUGAAUCUGUUUCCGUUAUUUCAGAGCUCAUGUUCUGUCAGUGGAGCAUCAUUUCUUAUUGAUCACUGGUAAUCAACGCAAUUACUCAUUAAUUACUGUUAACUUUUACUUAUUGAUUACUGCUAAUCAAUACUUACUGUCAAUAAAACUGAGUUCAAACUGAA